Cyphellophora europaea CBS 101466 is the source of this 981-nucleotide messenger RNA. RefSeq lists its product as uncharacterized. The record is from RefSeq and is a predicted model, not a curated record. The transcript has a single exon. The coding region runs from base 1 to 981 and encodes 326 amino acids. NCBI's taxonomy places the organism in Eukaryota, Fungi, Ascomycota, Eurotiomycetes, Chaetothyriales, Cyphellophoraceae.
AUGAAGAUCCUCAUCACAGGCGCCGGCGGCUUCAUCGGCCAGUUCCUGGCGCGCGAGCUGCUCAAGAACCCCGAGCACCAGCUGGUGCUGACCGACGUGGUCGACUUUGCCGUGCCCAAGGGCGCCGCCCACCCACAGAACGCCAGCACGACCAAGGUGGACCUGCUGGCAGACCAAUCCAUCAUCACGCCAGACCUAGACGCCAUCUACCUCUUCCACGGCAUCAUGUCGGCGGGCUCCGAAGCCAACUUCGACCUGGGCCUGCGCGUCAACCUGGACGCCACGAAAAUCAUCCUGCAAAGGAUCCGCGAGGUCUGCACCAAGCGCGACGGCGGCGUGCGCGUCGUCUACUCAUCCAGCCAGGCCGUCUACGGCCGGCCCUUCCCCGACGUGAUCGACGAGUCCGUCUUCCCCACGCCCGAGGGCAGCUACGGCGCGCAGAAGCUCAUGUGCGAGCUGCUCGUCAACGACAUGACCCGCAAGGGCUACAUCGACGGCCUGUCCCUGCGGUUCCCCACCAUUAGCGUCCGCCCCGGCAAACCCACCGCCGCCGCCAGCAGUUUCAUCUCGGGCAUCAUUCGUGAGCCGCUCGCGGGCCAGGAGUGCGUCGUGCCCGUCAAGGACCGCGAUUUUCCCUCGUGGGUCUGCUCGCCCAAGACGCUCAUUGCGAAUCUCGUGCAUGCGUUGACGCUGCCGCGCGAUUGCCUGCCGAGUCAUAAGCGCACGGUCAAUGCGCCGGGGUUGCUGGCGACGGUGCAGGAUAUGUUGGAUGCGUUGGCCAAGGUGGGCGGGGAGGACAAGUUGAAGCUGGUCAAGGAGGUCGAUGACCCGGAGCUGGGCAAGAUUCUGUAUUCGUGGGCGUACAAAUUCGACAACUCGCUGGCCAGGAGUCUGGGCUACAAGCCGGACAGCAGCUUCGAGCAGGCGGUCAGGGACUAUGUGGAGUUUCUGGAGGAGGAGAAGAAAUGGGCGGCUUCAUAG